AAUGCAAUCAGGUACACAGCGUUAGUGGACAAUGUGAUGCAAGCGGCAAAGGACAUGGAGAAAGUUCUUGAUGUAAGACUGAGCAUGAUCGCAGAGGAAUACCCUUUGCCACCAAUCCCACAUCCCUACCCUCUCUUUUCAAGGGAGUUCUUCCGCCGCCAUGGUCGUGACCUCUUUGCAUGUUCUUCAACAUGGUUCCUCGUCGACAUUGUCUUCUACAGCCAAGUUUUGUUCCAAAGUGAAAUAUACAAACGCUACCUCGACGAAAAGGGAAAAGUAGACAUCUAUAAGGAGGCUAUUCACGUCUCUUGGAUCCAAGCCGUUAUCACAGUCUGUUCCACCAUCCCCGGUUACUUCUUCUCUGUCUACUUCAUUGACAGAUGGGGAAGGGUCAAAAUCCAAAUGAUGGGUUUUUUCUUCAUGGCAGUCAUCUUUUUCAUCAUUGGAAUUCCCUAUUACACUUUUUGGACUACUCCGGACCAUGAGGAGAACAAAUGGUUCAUGGUUUUGUAUGGCCUUGCUUUUUUCUUUGCCAACUUUGGCCCUAACACUACCACUUUCAUAGUCCCGGCUGCUUUUCCAGCCAGGUUUAGGUCAACUUGUCAUGGCAUUUCUGGGGCAGCCGGGAAGGUUGGGGCGAUCAUUGGGUCUGUGGGCUUUCUCUGGGCUUCUCAUAACAAGAGGGAGUAUGGAUACAGUAAGGGAAUUGGGAUGCAGGUUACCCUUAUCAUACUUGGAGGAGUGCUUAUUGGAAUGGUGAUCACGUACUUUUUCACUAGGGAAACCAUGGGAAGGUCCUUGGAAGAGAAUGAGGUUGAUAGUCAGACCAAUGAAGUUGAAGAACAUAAUAAUCUUUGAUUCCUUGCUGGCUGGGUGCGUGCGUUUAAGGUUGUACGUGCAUUGUGGUGAAUCGUCAUUUUUUGUUCAUAAGUUUUGUCUUAUUCUGUACACUUUCUGUUGAUAGGUAAAGGAUAUUAUAAUGUAACAUUUUGAAGUUAUAUCCAGCAGCCAUUAUGGAAGACUAUUUGGUGAUUAUUAAUACAAAUCCUUGAUUUAG
Messenger RNA from Vigna umbellata (rice bean), 1057 nucleotides. The record is from RefSeq and is a predicted model, not a curated record. Lineage: Eukaryota; Viridiplantae; Streptophyta; Magnoliopsida; Fabales; Fabaceae.